ACCAUGUAGAAAAAUACCUUUGACAUAACAUUCUUAUGUUAAAAACUUAAAUGAUCACAAAAACAUACCAUAAUUGUGCAACCGGCUUGAUAAAUCAACGCUGAGAUGUCAAUUCAUAGCAGCCGCCAUGUUGUAAUUUGCAGUUGUGAACUCUUCAAAAGGAGGUUGUCUGCAAAUCGAAGAUGGACACCGAUGACAAUUGCAUCAUAGCUGGUGAUGAAUCAGCGCAUUCUGACGGAAGAAAUGCGCAGAGUGGUCAUUCAAAUCCGUUUUCUAACGUCGGACAAGAUAUUGAUGAAGAACAACUAAAGAAGUGGACAAAAGAGAAUAAACGAGUGCGUGGAUUGGUUCAGAUGUCUGAUGAGGAAGAUGAUGAAAGUUUUAUGAUUGAUGAAUCAUUGUUGGUAACAGAUGUUACAGCGGACACCUUUAGUUUUGAUUUACCAUCAACAUCUGGCAGCGAAGAAGUCAAUACUGCAAAGCAGCCCUCAACUUCUCAAGGCAGUUCAACUAUGCUUGGUCUACCUGUAAGCACAGACCUGACCCUGCAGUACUUGUCAGGGAAGAUCACGUUCCUUGAGUUCAGUGAUGCCAUGGAAAGAGCAAACACAAGUGUUGACAAUGAGAUCCACAUUGAAAUUGUUAGUGCUGAACCUCCUGAUGGUGGCAACGAUGAUGAUGGUGGUGAAGAUGAUGUUGCUGAAGGUGAUGAUGUUGCUGAUGCUGAUGCUCCUAAAAAAAGCAAAAAAGAAAUUGGAGUACAACCUGUGAAGAAGAGGAAGAAAAUGGCGAGGCGAUGUGACCUGCCGAAGGAGCUGCUGAGUCACAUGGGCGAGGUGAACAUCAUGUUUGCACGGGGCCAGCAUGACGAGGCUAUCAAGGAGUGCCUGGAGAUCAUCCGCAUGGCUCCCAAUGCUAACAAGCCAUUCCAGACGCUGGGUAUGAUCUAUGAAGACUUGGGGGACACGCACAAAGCCCUGUAUUACUUCCUUAUUGCUGCAUAUCUGGACUCACAAAAUUUCGAGGAAUGGCUUCGUCUGGCUGAAAUGUGCAUGGAGCAGGGUGACUAUGAACAGGCUGCCAAAUGUUAUUCCCAAGGUGCGCGGGGUAAAGGUGACAUGAAGAAGCGAUGUAUUUAUCAGCGGUGCCAGCUGUAUGAGCGGCUGGGAGACAAGAAGAAGGCCAUUGAAGGGUACCUCACCCUGCUGCCCCUGCUCACGUCAGAGGCUGAGACUGAACAGUACUUCAAGCUUGCAUGGUCCAUUGCUCGGAAUUUCUACGACUCGGGUGAAAAGUCGCGGUCUAUUGAUAUUAUGGCAACAGCAUUCAAAGAACACCCCAACGUGAUAACUUCUGAAGAUGUUAACCUUUUCCUAGAUAUGCAGAUUCCUGAGAAAAUGUACAUAGAAAGUAUUGCAGUGAUUGUCAAACACUGUGGGGUAUGUGUGCACUUUGCUGGUGGGAGUGUGUGGGAUAGCACCCACAACAUUGACAUCGACACAAUCACGGAUAGGACCAUUUCAAGUACUAAGAUACCAGACAUUUUGCCAAUCGAUCUCCGAGUAAAACUUUCUAUCUGCCUAAUCCACCUUAAGUACAAGGAGGUGUCCAAGCCCGUGAUUGCUCCACUGUUUGAAGAAGAUGUGGAGACCAAUGGAGACCUUUUCCUGGAUAUAGCGGAGGCCUACAUGGACAAUGGCUACUUCAAGCAGGCUCUGCCCAUCCUGAAAACACUGGUCCAGUCCAAAAACUACAACCUGGCUGCCGUGUUGCUCCGGUACGCUGAAUGCCUGAAGAGUCUCAAGGACAUCCACGGGUCAGUGCAGGCGUACCAAUGUGUUGUGAGGCUGGCUCCGUCUCACAUCGGCGCCAGGAUGUCACUGUCCGCCCUUCAGCAGCAGCUUGGCAAGCAUGAUGAGGCUUUAGAAGCCCUUGAACAUGAAGAUGUUGAGGAACGCACUCUUACUAAAGAGGAGCAGCAGAUGUUGCGACAGAAGUGCUUCCUGCUGAUAAGCCAGGGCAAGUUGGAUGACCUGGUAGUCACCCUCAAACAGCUGCUCUUCCAAGAGUGGAAAACCAUGGAGGCAGAAAACAUGACCAAUCUUCAAGCCAUACGGACAUACAAGCACAGAAAGGACACCCUUAUUGCCCACUUCAAUAGCAAGCUCAAGGAGUCUGGAAACUGGUAUCGUAAUGUGUUGAAAAUGCAAAUUGCUUAUAAGCAUCUGAUAAACUUUGAUGAUUUAUGGGAUCUGUUUGUGAAGGUUAGUGAUUUACUGAUUAAAGCUGGCAAGCUAGUGGAGUUUGAUGAGAUUACCUUCCUGGGAAUGCUGUGUCCGGUAUUUCACGACUUUGAACGACCCAAUCCAAAAUUUGAGUGGCUCAUUUUGUCUUCAUCCAUUUUGACAAGGAAUUCCACGAAAGCCUACACAUUUGCAAAGCAUAUUGUCAUUGAGAACCUGGAGUCUACUCACGCGUGGAACAUGUUCAUGCAGGCCGUCAUGGUGUGCAAUGACAACAGACAUAACCGCUUCCUGCUCCGUAAAAUCAUCAACGAACCCAAUAACGUACCCCUGGGACUCAUGAACGGUCACACAUCCAUGAGUUCUGGCUCAUACAAACAUUCUCUAGGUGAAUAUGGGAACGUGUUCAAGCGUACACCCACUGACCCGAUGGUGAGCCUCUGUCUAGGAUUGGACUUUGUGCACAUUGCGUCUCAACGGUUCUCCGCUAAACGGCAGUAUCUCAUAGCCCAGGGCAUGGCAUUUCUGCACAACUAUAUGGAACUGCGAGGGCCAUGUCAGGAGACCUAUUACAAUCUGGGACGAGCUCUUCAGCAGCUGAACAUCUUGUAUGCAGCAGUCCAUUACUACCGGAAAGCUCUUGAAUACCCUCCAGCAAUCGGGGAGAGGGGCGGCAUGUUUGACUUGACGCAAGAGAUAGCAUACAAUCUGGCUCUGAUUUACCAAACCAGUGGAUCGGUAGACUAUGCUAGGUACAUACUCUGGAAGUACUGUGUGAUAUGAGUGAUUUUAUUCUACUGUCAGGAUUGUGGUGUUUUGCUACUACCAGUCUUACAGUGAGUGGAGUAACUGUCAUUCAGGUGUAACCAGAAACCGCCGUUCAUCUAGAUGCAACAGACGUAAAGGUGUAGUGGAAUUUUCUACACACAUUUGUUUAUGGUGUAAGGAGUGUGUUUUGUUUGCAUAAGUAGCAUGUACAUGUUAUGUGUUACUUUAAACAUGUGCCCAGAGCAUCUGCUGUACAUAUUACAGGGCAUGUUUGACUUGACGCAAGAGAUAGCAUACAAUCUGGCUCUGAUUUACCAAACCAGUGGAUUGGUAGACUAUGCUAGGUACAUUCUCUGGAAGUACUGUGUGAUAUGAGUGAUUUUAUUCUACUGUCAGGAUUGUGGUGUUUUGCUACUACCAGUCUUACAGUGAGUGGAGUAACUGUCAUUCAGGUGUAACCAGAAACCGCUGUUCAUCUAGAUGCAACAGACGUAAAGGUGUAGUGGAAUUUUUUACACACAUUUGUUUAUGGUGUAAGGAGUGUUUUGUUUGCAUAAGUAGCAUGUACAUGUUAUGUGUUACUUUAAACAUGUGCCCAGAGCAUCUGCUGUACUUGUGUUGGAAUAAUCAAUGAAACAUGUAAAGAGCAACUUUUAGUGUAUGGAACAAGUGUUAAGAGCCUUCACUAGCAUGGUAUUCAUUGUGUACAUAUUGGGAGAAAGAUUGAUACUGCAGAAGGAUUUAUCAACAAAUGCAAAACAUUUCUAUGAAUCAGCUGUUAUAUACCUGCGCUGAAUUCAAGAAACAGACAUGAAGUGUAUGAACUUUUUAUGCCCCCGAAGGAGGGCAUAUAGUGAUCGGACUGUCCGUCACACUUUGCGUUUAGGUUUCGAAAAAUAUUCAUAACUUCUAUGUCACUUCAGAUAUCAAUUUCAUAUUUGGCAUGCAUGUAUAUAUGGACAAGGCCUUUCCAUACGCACCCAAAUUUUGACCCCUGUGACCUUGACCUUGAACUAAGGGUCCACGUUUAGGUUUCAAAAUCUGCAUUUAGGUUUUGAAAAAAGCUCAUAACUUCUAUCAAGCUAUGAUGACAGCUCUUGUUAUUAUCGAAAGAAAAAGCAGCAACAGUAUGGUAUGGGUGAUUGGUUUAUUUGUGAGGAGUAAUCAUUUAACAUUUAGAGAGAAUCGUCUUACACAUGUAAGAACCAGUUAAGAAACAUUUCUACCGACAGAUAAUUGCAGCCGAAUAUUGUGUUAUGUCUGUUUAACUAUGAGAAAUAAUUUGCAUCAUAAAAUGACGACAGAAUAGAAGUGAGUUUAGAGUUGUACAUGUGUUGGUCAAUAUGUGGUGUACAGCACCACAUUCAAAGAUUGAUGAUGAUAAUUUAGUAUGCAACUAAGUAGUGUGUUGUCUAUGAAUGUGGUUUGGAAUUAUUACAUAUCUGAUGUGCAUCAGUGUGAAUAAUAAUAUUUAAUCCUUUACUA
Dreissena polymorpha is the source of this 4496-nucleotide messenger RNA. RefSeq names its product general transcription factor 3C polypeptide 3-like. The record is from RefSeq and is a predicted model, not a curated record. Lineage: Eukaryota; Metazoa; Mollusca; Bivalvia; Myida; Dreissenidae. The coding region runs from base 183 to 3026 and encodes 947 amino acids. Gene Ontology annotation, biological process: transcription by RNA polymerase III. Gene Ontology annotation, molecular function: identical protein binding. Gene Ontology annotation, cellular component: transcription factor TFIIIC complex. The transcript is spliced from 26 exons.